Molecule: messenger RNA, 4561 nt
Organism: Prorocentrum cordatum
Lineage: Eukaryota; Dinophyceae; Prorocentrales; Prorocentraceae
Source: the annotation of a GenBank genome assembly
AUGCCAGAGUACAGUGGUCGCGGGCGCUCGCUAGUCUGGCAAGCGGGCGUGGAGACGGCGCAGUUCGGGGCGCGCGCCCGAGAGCCCGAGAAAUUGACGGGCAUUCAGGUCUCGCCAGGCGCGGAGUCCGGCAGUGCGCGCGCCGAGGGCGAAAAGCCUCCGCCCGAGCCCAUCGCCUCCUACCGCGAGUCCUUCCAAUUGUUGACGCGUUUCUUUGUAGUGAUCCCUGGGAUGCCUGUCGCCUUCUCCGCGCUCUUCAAGCAGCUCAGCGCCAGCGAUAGCGGUGGCGUGCAGGUUUCCGGCGAUGUCAUGCUCGAGAUGCUGUACAUCAUGGUCGUCCUCGGCCUGGCCUCGUUCCUGGGAAUGUGGAUCUCGAAUUGGGGCAUCGACACGGUGACGUCACAGCAGGUGCUCCAGUACAAGUCGUCGUACCUCAAGGCGGUGCUGCGGCAGGACGCCGGCUGGUACGACACGAGCCACCCCGAAGAGCUCGCGACCCGAUUUGCGGAGUCGAUGGUCAAGGUGCAGAAAGGCUUCAAGAGCUUGCCGAUGGUCUUCAUGGGGCUGGGCUACGGCAUCGGCGCGAUGGUCCUGGCAUUUCUCCCCCAGUACGGGCAUCCAGCCGUGGCGGGUGUCACCAUCGCCGCCGUGCCCCUGCUGGCAUGCGCCGGGAUGGCGAUGAUGUGUUUCGCCGAGAACGGCUCGAAAUUGGUCGGGAAUGCUUAUGCCAGCGCGGGUGGUAUUGCAACCGAGUGCCUCUUCUCGAUGCGCACGAUCACCUCCCUCGGCAUCGAGAGGGAGUACGAGAAACGGUGCGCCUCCUCGCUGCAUGGCGUCUGGAAGGUCACUGUGACCGCCACGAUGAUGUUCAUGAUGUUCGCUGGCCUCGCUCUCGCGCCCUACCUUGUGAUGAUGAUUGUCGCGAUCGUCUUCGGCGCCUUCCAGCUCGCCAGCGAGGUUGAGCAGUCGGAGUUCCCGCUGGUGGUGCCGGACUCGAACGGGACCUACCACUACUGCGGCGACGGCACGACGGGCGCGUGCGCUGGCACCGGCGACUCGCCCUGCGACACGCCGUUCUUCAUGUCGUGCGCUCUCGCCAACUACCUCUCCAUCGAUGAGGCGGGCCUGGAGGCCCUGGGCUUCAGCAGCAAGGAUAGUUUCGAUGAGUACGUAACAGACGCAAGCUACGCCCCGGGGCCAUACCUGUCGGACAAUGAUUAUUAUUACAACUGCGAGUGGGGCGGCACCAACAUCCUCAUCGCCAUCUUUGCUGUUACGAUGAUGGUCGAGGGCUUCGGCAUGGCCGGCGAGCCGUUCGGAAAGUUGCAGGUUGCGCGACAGGCCGCGGCUAAGGUCUUCAAGAUCAUCAACCGCGCCCCCACCAUCGACUCCUUCAGCGAGGAGGGCGAGAGGCUGGCGAAGGUGAACGGAGAGGUCGAGCUGAAGGAGGUCAAGUUUGCGCACCCGUCGGCGCCCGAGCAUUUCGUAUGCAGCGGGCACUCGCUGCACAUUCCGGCUGGUUCGACGGCGGCGUUACGCGGCCCGUCGGGCUCGGGCAAGUCGACGAUCAUCCAGCUGAUCGAGCCCUUCUACGACCCGGUCGAGGGCGUCGUGUGCUUGGACGGCGUCGACGUCAAGAUGCUCAACGCGCGCUGGCAUCGCUCGCAGAUCAGGCUGGUCUCCCAAGAGCCAGCACUCUUCCAGGGCACAGUCGCCGAGAACAUUGCACACGGCAAACUCGCGGGGGAGGCGACGAAAGAAGAGAUUGCAGAGGCCGCGACCAUGGCCAACGCGCACGAGUUCAUCAGCGCAAACCUCGACGAGGGGUACGCGACACAGGUUGGCCAGGGCGGCAGCAAGCAAUCGGACGGGCAGAAACAGCGCAUCGCGAUAGCGCGCGCGCUCAUCAAGAAGCCAGCGAUCUUGCUGCUUGACGAGGCGACGUCCGCGCUCGACAACAAGUCCGAGAAGGUCGCCCAGGCGGCGCUCGAUAAUAUCAUGACGAAGCAGAAGCGCACGACGAUCGCGAUCACGCACCGGCUCUCGACGAUCUGGAACGCCGACCAAAUCGCCGCGUUGCGGGAGGGCGCAGUGGUCGAGCAGGACACGCACGACUCUCUGAUGGCGAUUCCCGACGGCCUCUUCCGAAGCCUCUCCGAGAAGCAGGAGGCGCUCCUUGCCCAGGACAAGGGGCGGAUGAAUGCCGCGUCCUCCCCGGCGGAGCUGGGCCCCGCAGAUGCGCUCUCGGCGGCGAGCCCUGCCGCGGUGGGCGUCUCUGAGGCGCCAGGGCCAGCGGCGGCCGCCGCGGUGGAGGACGGCGACGGCGGCGGCGAGGCCAGCAAGGCCAACGCGGAGAAGACGCCCGUCCUCCGGGUCGUGCGGACGCAGGGCGACCAGUGGGCGCCCUUGCUUCUGAUGGUCGUCUUCUCGGGCGGCGCGGCGGCGCUCUCGACGUGCGCCUUCUACGAGAUGGUCGUCGUGAUGAACGUCGUGCUGGAGACGGAUCCUGGCCGCAUGCGCAAGGGCGCUGUGCGGCUCUCGAUGCGGCUCGGGCUCUACACGGUCGCGAUGACCCCGUCGUUCACGCUCUCGGGCUUCUUCAACGGCCUGGUUGGCUCGUCGCUCACCGCCGAGCUGCGCUCGCGCGGCAUCACCGCGUUCAUGCGGCAGGAGAUCGGGUUCUUCGACCUCGAGGAGAAUUCGGCAACCGAGCUCACGGCCUUCCUCGCAGAGAAGGUCGACAUGGUCAAGACCAUCACGGCCGAGUCCUUCGACCUCGUUGCACAGCUCAUCGGCGGGGUCACUGUGCUUCUGGUUAUCGUCGUGCUCCAUCCGGACUGGCGUUUGUUGCUCGCGUGGAUCGGCAUGAUCGUCAUCAUGGGCGCGACGAUUCCGCUGCAGCAGGCCUUCCUGAUGGGCGGCGACACCGAGAGCAUGAAGAAGGGCGAUGAGAGCAAGCCGAAGAUUGCAAUGGCGCAAGCCUCCGCCAACAACAUCGUUGGUGAGGCGGUGACCGGCAUUCGCACUGUCGCCUCGUUCAACCUGGAGCACCGCUUCUACGAUGGGUACACCUCGAAUUCCUCCACCGGUUCGUCGAUUCAGAAGAGGAGUGCGUGCCUCUGUGGCUUCCUCCUCGGCUUUGCGAACUUGGUGAUGUUGGUUGCUGUAGCUCUCAUAUUGUAUUACUCUGUGUGGCUUGCCAAUCAGGGGAUUCUCACCUUCACCAAGGCCAUUGCACCGCUCGUGGCGGUGAUGGGCGCGAUGGUUCCGAUGAUCAAGGCAAGCUCGCUGAACGACUUGCCGCAGGCGGCGACCGCGGCGGCGCGCCCGUUCAAGGUCUUCGACCGGGUGCCGCUCAUAGACAGCCUCGACGAGUCAGGCACGACGCUGCCGACGGUGGCGGGCAAGGUCGAGCUGAAGGAUGUCAUGUUCGCGUACCCGUCGGCGCCCGAGCAUCUCGUGCGCAAUGGGUACUCGAUGGUCGCGCCCGCGGGUAAGACGGCUGCGCUGCGCGGCCCGUCGGGCUCGGGCAAGUCGACGAUCAUCCAGCUGAUCGAGCGCUUCUACGACCCGAUCGAGGGCGUCGUGUGCCUGGACGGCGUCGACAUCAGGACGCUCAACGCGCGCUGGCUUCGCUCGCAGCUCGGGCUGGUAUCCCAGGGGCCGGCAGUCUUCCAGGGCACGGUCGCCGAGAAUAUUGCUCACGGCAAGCCAGCUGCAGCUGGAAAGGUGACCAUGGCAGAGAUCGUGGAAGUUGCGAGCAUGACCAACGCGCACGUGUUCGCCACGCAGAACCUCGCCGAAGGCUAUCUUGCAAAUGUCGGCCUCCGGGGGGGCAAGCUGUCGGGCGGCCAGAAGCAGCGCAUCGCGGUAGCACGCGCGCUCAUCAAGAAGCCUGCCAUCUUGGUGCUUGACGAGGCGACGUCCGCGCUCGACAACGAAUCGGAACGCAUCGUUCAGUCGGCGCUCGACGGUAUCAUGACGAAGCAGAAACGCACAACGAUCGCGAUCGCGCACCGGCUCUCAACAAUCAGAAACGCCGACAUGAUAGUCGUUGUCAAUCGAGGGCGCAUCGUGGAAAAGGGUACACACGAGGAAUUGCUGGCUAACGCAGCCACUGACGGCAUCUACGCAAACCUCGUAAUGAGCGCGUGAGGACUGCGUGUCUCGUUCAGCUGCGAUUACAGUGCAGCUAGAGACGUCACUUUCUUAUUAUUUGUCGCACUGGCCUUUGUUGGGUUGCUCCUGAGCAGCGCUAUUUCCCCCUCUGGCCUACCGUGUAAGUAUGAUUGCCCAACCGUAAAAGUCUGUUUCAUGCUGACACAUCAGCGGCGUGUGCUGACUUGCGCUGCGAAGGAACAGAAUGUUUACAUGGGUUAUUGUGAAUGUUGUUUCUGGUGUGCAACACAGAAUGGUCCACGCGCGCGGGCUCGCGCGUGGAGCGUAGCAAGUUAUCCAAAAUUGAGGUCGCCAUGCCGCUUUCGAAAUCGAAAGUAAGUCAACAGAGGUGACCGGUUUGAUUCCCUACCUAGGCUCUGCCUAGAAGUGCUCUUACUCUGUA